AUGUCAUCGACAGGUGUGUGUGUGUGUGCCCUGUUGGAUAAUAAGAAGUUGUAUGGACAAGUUACUCUGACGUUCAGAUAUGGCCGUGAAGACGAAGAGGUUAUGGGACUCAAAUUCUGCAACGAAGCUAUAAUGAGUUUGGCACAAAUAUGGCCUAUACACUGCAACCACGAACGGGAACCUAACACUCAACUUCAGGAUGCUCUUAUAAAGCGGCUGGGACCGAACACCUAUCCGUUUCAUUUGGAACUAACUCCACUGGCGCCACCCAGCGUGCAGUUAGUACCAGCAAAGCAGUACAGCGGAGCACCCAUUGGGACUUCCUAUGAUGUUCGAGCUUUUGUUGCAGAACGAGCUGAUGAGAAGGUGUCCCGGCGUAGUACUGUGCGUAUGGGCAUCCGUGUGCUCCAGGGGCCUGGUCGACAGCUGCCGCCUGCUUCUCUGCCCCCCAACUCCUCGCAACGGAUGUUUAGUGUGCUUACGAAUCACAGGCUCAAAAAUAAAAUAAAAUUGGAGACGGACGAGAAUUGUCGCCCCAAGUCCAAGGAAACUGAAUACGUGGUGCCCGCACCACCGCGCGUGACCGUCGAAAAGCCCUUCAUACUCUCGGACGGCAGAGUGGAACUUGAAGCAUGGCUGGAUAAAGCUACAUAUUUUCAUGGAGAGUCGGUGAAGUGCAGUGUCGUUAUAGCCAAUCAUUCGUCGAAGACUGUACGUGGUAUAAAGACUUUGGUGAUUCAACACGUGGACGUGUGUAUGUUCUCAAAUGGGAAAUUUAAGAACGUGGUGGCAUCUGUUAAAUGCAUUGGCACCCGUGUCAGGCCAGGACAACGACUCACCGAGACCUUCAACUUAUUGCCUGACAGAGGUGUUACGAAAAACUGGAUUGCUUUAGAAGAUUCAUACUCAAAAACCGGCGCAAGUCUUGCGUCUACAGUCGUUUGCAGUAAUUCCCCGGAAGAUCGCAACGUAUUCGCUAUCUACGUAUCCUAUUACGUUAAAGUAAAAUGCAUUCUCAGUAAAAUGGGCGGCGAUUUAUCUGUUAAACUUCCAUUUAUACUCACACAUUCUUGCCACAGCGAGGCACCAGUCGAAACUGUUACUGAAGAUGUAAGUCCCAAGGUAAUAUUAGAAGGGAAAGAAAACAGCGAUGAUGAUUCAUCAUGUAACUUAACGGUAGAAAAACGGAAUGCAAGUGGCGUCAUUAGCCGUCAACCUGGUAAGAGUCAAGAGUUUGAAGAAACCAUUGAGAAUGAAGACAUUGAAGUAAAAUCUCCUGAAGACCAUCGCUGUAUCGCUGAUGUUUUAGUCAACAUAGAAAACAAGAUUGUAAGACCGAAGGUGUUUGAAGGGACUGAGGUGCGAGCAGCUAAACCUGCUGAUGAAGAAUUGGACCUUAUAGUGAAGUAUCCAGGAUCAGAUACGUGAUCCGAUGAAGAAUUGUGUACAGGGAAAGGUGAUAAAAAGACUGAAGAAAAAGCAAAGCCAGUGGUUAUUACCGAUUGCAAGAAAGAGGUCCAAAUGAAUAAGAGUGGUUUUACGGAAAAUUUGAAGAGAGCUGUAUGUUGUAUAGACAGGAGGCGGCAUUCAUAGCUGUCGGAGUGUGUAUUGAACAAUAUUGGCACACCACAUGACUACAACAAUGUGUUUUUGAUUGUCACAAUUGUUACCACAGUGCUCACGGUGCAUGUUUGUGUUCAAGUAACGGAGUGGAAUAAAAGACAUGAAAAAUAAUAUUAAGCUGUAAUCAUUUGUUCUUUGAAGAAUUGUAAUUAUUACAUGUUAUUACUAUUAAGUACUAAUUCAAGUUACUUCAAGAUGAACAGUGAUUGAUGAUGAUGAGUAUUAUAUAACUCAUACUGAUUUCUUAAUUAAACAUAGUAAAUUUAUUUCAGUGUCCACCCACUUUUUUAAAAAUUAUACAAAAUUAAUGUAGUUAUAUAUUAACGGCGUCAAUCCUAAAUAUGUCUGAAAAGAACGAAUUGCUAAUCUAGUCAUUAGAAUGUGUUACAAUAAUUUUUUUAAUGGAUGAUAAUGCUGGGGCGCGAGUGGAGAUGAUAGGAUGAAGUUAGAGUCAGGUAAGUUAGCCCAUCGUGGUCAAU
Molecule: messenger RNA, 2102 nt
Organism: Achroia grisella
Lineage: Eukaryota; Metazoa; Arthropoda; Insecta; Lepidoptera; Pyralidae
Product: phosrestin-2-like
Exons: 9
Coding region: 1-1428 (475 amino acids)
Biological process (GO): signal transduction; G protein-coupled receptor internalization
Cellular component (GO): cytoplasm
Molecular function (GO): G protein-coupled receptor binding
Source: RefSeq, a predicted model, not a curated record